GCUUCAACAUCGCGUGUCUGAGCUUUCCCAACACUAAUUGAAAAACUCAAGAAACGGGGAAAGAGUGAUGGGUUCCAUUGGAGUACAGGAGGAGAAGAAGCCUCAUGCGGUUUGCAUACCAUUCCCAGCACAGGGUCACAUAAACUCCAUGCUCAAAGUGGCAAAGCUUCUUCACCACAGAGGUUUCCACAUCACCUUCGUCAAUACCGAAUUCAAUCACAAACGUCUACUCAAAUCGAGAGGCCCUGAUUCUGUCAAGGGCUUACCUGACUUCCAAUUCCAUACUAUCCCGGACGGUCUCCCACCACCUGAUAUUGAUGCCACCCAAGAUAUUCCAUCCCUCUGUCACUCUACCCAGACCACUUGCUUGCUUCCCUUCCGAAACCUCCUCUCCAAACUCAAUGCUGCCGCUGACAUUCCUCCGGUCACUUGCAUAGUAUCUGAUGGUAUCAUGAGCUUCACCCUUCAAGCUGCUGAGGAAAUUGGAGUCCCUGAAGUACUGUUCUGGACGACCAGCGCCUGCGGCUUCUUGGCCUACAUGCACUAUCCCCAUCUCAUGGAAAGAGGCCUUACACCACUCAAAGAUGCUAGUUACUUGACAAAUGGGUACUUAGACACUACCAUUGAUUGGAUCCCUGGAAUGAAAGACAUCCGUUUUAGGGAUAUUCCAAGUUUUGUUCGAACCACGGAUCGAAACGAUAUCAUGUUCGACUUUCACAUGGGAGAAGCGGCCAGGGCUCCUAAAGCUACCGCGGUCAUUUUAAACACUUUCGAUGCCCUGGAGCAAGACGUCUUAGAUUCACUCUCUGCAAUGUUACUUCCUCGCGUUUACAGCAUAGGUCCUCUCCAGCAGCUGUUGAACCAGAUUCAAGACCACGACGACGACGACGACGGUGGUUUGAAGUCGAUCGGGUCCAAUUUGUGGAGACAAGAACCGGAGUGUCUUGAUUGGCUCAGUACCAAAGAACCCAGUUCUGUGGUUUAUGUGAACUUCGGGAGCAUCACGGUAAUAACGCCUCACCAACUGGUGGAGUUCGCAUGGGGGCUCGCUAAUAGCGACCAGAACUUUUUGUGGAUCAUAAGACCCAAUCUGGUGGCUGGUGACUCGGCCCAGUUGCCUCCGGAGUUCUUGACUCAGACCAAAGAGAAAGGCAUUCUAGCGAGUUGGUGUCCACAAGAGGAAGUUCUCAACCAUCCAGCCGUGGGUUGUUUCUUGACGCACAGUGGUUGGAACUCCACACUGGAGAGCAUAUCCGGUGGAGUGCCCGUAUUGUGUUGGCCGUUCUUUGGCGACCAACAAACGAACUGUCGAUAUUCGUGUGUUCAUUGGGGGAUUGGCGAAGAGAUUAACGACGACGUGAAGAGAGAAGACGUUGAGAGGGCUGUGAGGGAAAUGAUGAUGGGAGAAAGAGGAAAAGAGAUGAAGGCGAAAGCCAUGGAAUGGAAGAAGGAAGCAGAGGAGGCAACCGCUCCUGGUGGAUCUUCCCACGUCAAUUUUGACAAUAUGGUAAACCAUGUGCUUCUCGCCACUCCCACAUUUGUUUGA
This is a messenger RNA of Telopea speciosissima, 1546 nucleotides long. RefSeq names its product 7-deoxyloganetin glucosyltransferase-like. Bases 68 to 1546 code for a protein of 492 amino acids. NCBI's taxonomy places the organism in Eukaryota, Viridiplantae, Streptophyta, Magnoliopsida, Proteales, Proteaceae. Gene Ontology annotation, molecular function: UDP-glycosyltransferase activity. The transcript has 3 exons. The record is from RefSeq and is a predicted model, not a curated record.